AUGCCUCGGAAGGCCUACAUCGCCGAUGCAGCGGCUGUCAUCGACCAGGCUGCCGCCCAGAAUAGCCCUGGCAUUACGUCAAUUACCAAGGGAAGCGAGGAUGGUGAACUUCACAUCUGCUUCGUCCCACCUACCGGCCUCCCAAUCGAGAUCCAGUUAAUAGCACUAGAUGUUGGCGGAUAUCCAUCCGAAAAUACCUACAUGAUCACUACUGCUUCCUUGGAUCUUCCCGACAACGUAAAUGAUGCCUUGCAAGACAUCCAAAAAUACUCUAGGGGUAUACAUAUUCCAGAUCUUAUUGCCACCAUCUCCAGAAAGUUACAGAGGCUUCUUGCUAGGGAAUCCGAAGCAUCAGAUAUCAGCAUGGAGGACCCAGAGUCCGACCAGGAGUCCGAUCAGGAGAUGAAUGACGAGACAGACCAUUAUCCUGAAACGGAUGAUGAGUGGAAGGACUCAUACGGCGUUAACGAACCAGCCACGGGGAAAGCCUAUAUAAAACCCGAGGAUGCUAUCAGGAUUGAUAAGCGAAUCAGGUUGGAUCUUCGAGCUGUGAAGGAUGCCGGCUUCCGGGUUGGAAUCCUGAACGGAAUGAAAGCCGACUCUGUGUCCAGCAUAGUUUCCAUUUCAGUAAAGGUUGAUCAACUAGGUCUCUCUGAUGCGGCACUUCAUGCUUGGGGCCUUGAACCACAUCAGUACGCUGUCCUCCUGCUUAGAUAUCGUAAGUGUUACAAGGAAUUUGAGGCAGUUAUAAGCGAGCCAGCCGAACACGCUCAGGUCGAAUUCAAAACCGGUGUCUGCAACAAAUACAAGCCAACUCGAUACGAAGCAUUAGCUGCAUUUGGGAAUGUUGCUUGUGGGACGGGAGAUUCCUCUGAAACUCCCGUAGUGCCCGACAACCGGACUGAACUAGGCGCUACUGGCUUCUCCAGUGUAUUCAUCAGCGGUUCUCUGAAUUCAUUUAUGGAACAGUUGGUUUCCCUUCUCAAGAUUCGAAAGAGUACCGGUCUUGGCUGGACAGGUGCUACUAAGUGGUUGAACAAUAGCCAAUCCCGGAUCGAUAAAGCUGACAGCGAGAUACCCCCAUCAUAUUACGAGAACGAUUUGACGUCUUCAAGCAACACACAUCUGGAAUCAUUGUUGAAGGAUCAUCUAACCGAUGGCAAACCCAACGACCUGUCAUUCCCCCUCAUCGCCACGCAGUUCUUUUUGCUAUACCUAACCCGAUGCACCGAGUAUUGCCUAAUCUGCCACGAGAAGACGCAAGAAGAGCUCCAAGCACUCAAACCAUAUGUCUGCAGCAAGCCUCUUUGCCUCUAUCAAUACAUGUCGUUGGGCUUCGGACCUUCCCUUGAGCAUGAGCUUUUGACUCAACCCUAUGUGGUCGAUCUUCUUGUCAGCUUCUGCUACGCAAGCGCAUAUCAUCGCAAAAUCCGAGAAUACCCGACAGGUAUGAAUCUUAAUGUGCCACCGGUAACGGUCCUCGCUGCCCAUAGUUCGAAUCCUAUUCCUCGAUCUAUGAGCAUACCCGGUUCAACUAUCCCCGUUCAAUCUACCGACCUACUAGACGUCAAACUCGAUAGUAACCGGCAAGAAGUCCUAUUCGAGGAGGGUAGCAGCUGUCCUGUUCGGAACGGAGAAUGGAUUGCCCUUAAAGUGGACGGUGCAGGUAAUGGCGCCCUCUCCUCGGGACAUUAUCAGGUCGUGGAUAUCUCCUUGUACCCGACAGUAAAACUAUCCAGGGCUGGUUAUACUCCAAAAAGUAGUUUCAAGAAGACGUCCGAUGUCCCUGUUGCCCCUGCAACACCUCUAACUGCACUUACUCCUGCAAAGCUGGCCAUGUACAACCAAAAUUUUGAUGAAAUGGAUAGCAAGUGCAAGGCCGAGUCAAUCGUUGCGCUUCUAGAGACAUUACCAUCUAUCAAAGAGAUGAGAGAUUAUCUUAUACGACAGAGUCGAUAUGCCGAGCCUAGUCUUCGUACUUGGAAGGAAGGCAUGUCCCCGGCAGCGUUGGGUUUGCUUCGCUGGAUUCUCGCAUCUAAUCGUUCGUGCAUCAUGCAAGUUGACAGAUGCCCCGGUCAAGACGAGCAUGAUGCCACACUAGGUAAAAUCAGACUAGACCAGAGGAUCUCAAAUAUUGACAAAAGCUGGGUUCAAUUUCGGUUCGCCCAGGGUUCUCCAGACAAAGAACAGCGAUUCUUGAACGCGCUCAGAGAGCAACAAGGCAACCUCAACCCAAGCUACCCAACAUUAUUCGCAUGGCAUGGAAGCCGCCUUUAUAACUGGCAUAGUAUCAUCCGAACUGGAUUGGAUUUCAUUGAUGUCCAAAAUGGUAGAGCAUACGGCCAUGGAGUCUACCAUGCCAUAGAUCAAGAAAUCUCAUGUGGCUAUGCUAACCGUCGCGCAGAGAUGCAGGCAACAUGGCCAGGCUCUGAGUUGAAAAUCUCCAGCGCGAUGAGUCUGAAUGAGAUAGUUAAUUGUCCUGGGCAAUUCGCCAGCAACUCGCCCUUUCUAGUGGUUCAAUAUAUUGACUGGAUUCAGUGCAGAUAUUUAUUUGUUCAAGUGGAAGAUAACCCCAACCUCAACCCCAAUAGCCUAGAUGCAAAUAUGGGUGCAAAUUUUGCAAGCAGUGGCUCAAACUCAUCGGUUGAGAUUUUUCAGGACCCGAAAUACACCGCAAAAUCGGCACGUGGGAAACCUAUUGGUGUGCCGCUCUGUGCCGUCAACACUUCCAAACUCUUUCGAGUCGAUGAGAGGGAAGAAACCACCUCUCCAGGUAGGAAACGAAAGCGAUCAGUUGAUGAUACCUCUCCUGGCGAAGCCAGUACCAGCACCACCAACACCAGUACCAGCACCAGAACGAGUGUCAGUGCCACUGCCAGCGACGACGAAGAUUUGAAGUUUUUCUUGUCCGACAAUGACCAUCAAGAUAUUGACAAGGCGAAGGGAACAUCAAAUGAAGGACUUGCCAUGCUAAACUCAAUUUUAAGAACACAGACUGAUUUUAUCCCUGGUUCACUCGAUCAAUCAACUUUGCCAAUGCUACCGCCACCAUCAUAUGCCACGCCUAUGGCAACUAAAUCUCUCAAUCGAAACUUAAAGGAGGUCUUAGAACUCCAAAAGAACUCCAAAAUUCAUGAACUUGGCUGGUAUAUCAACCCAGAGCUUAUUAGUAACGUCUACCAAUGGAUUGUUGAACUGCACUCGUUUGAUCCUACAACACCGCUUGCUCAUGACAUGAAGGCGGCUAGAGUUACCAGUGUCGUGCUGGAGAUACGAUUUGGAAAGGGUUAUCCUAAUAGUCCACCCUUUGUUCGGGUAAUUAGACCUCGAUUUCUACCUUUUGCAGGUGGAGGCGGCGGUCAUGUUACGGGCGGUGGAGCUAUGUGUAUGGAACUUCUCACAAACUCGGGUUGGAGCGCUGUCUCAUCCAUGGAGGGUGUUCUUCUUCAAGUCCGCAUGGCAAUGAUGAACCUGGAGCCGAGACCUGCACGACUGGAGAGCAAACGCUCGUCGGGACAGCGUGAUUAUGGAAUUGGUGAAGCUAUUGAUGCAUAUCGUCGAGCUUGCCACACGCAUGGAUGGCAAAUUCCUCCGGACUUCGCAGACUUUGCUUCGAAUGGGGCUAGACUGGCAAAGCCACCCAUUCGGUAA
This is a messenger RNA of Venustampulla echinocandica, 3651 nucleotides long. RefSeq lists its product as uncharacterized. Gene Ontology annotation, molecular function: NAD+ poly-ADP-ribosyltransferase activity. The record is from RefSeq and is a predicted model, not a curated record. The coding region runs from base 1 to 3651 and encodes 1216 amino acids. The transcript has 6 exons. Lineage: Eukaryota; Fungi; Ascomycota; Leotiomycetes; Helotiales; Pleuroascaceae.